Messenger RNA from Protobothrops mucrosquamatus (brown spotted pit viper), 1000 nucleotides. RefSeq names its product NSF attachment protein alpha (gene NAPA). NCBI's taxonomy places the organism in Eukaryota, Metazoa, Chordata, Lepidosauria, Squamata, Viperidae. The transcript has 11 exons. Gene Ontology annotation, biological process: intracellular protein transport; synaptic transmission, glutamatergic; regulation of synaptic vesicle priming. The record is from RefSeq and is a predicted model, not a curated record. Gene Ontology annotation, molecular function: soluble NSF attachment protein activity; syntaxin binding. Bases 96 to 992 code for a protein of 298 amino acids. Gene Ontology annotation, cellular component: synaptobrevin 2-SNAP-25-syntaxin-1a complex; terminal bouton; vacuolar membrane.
AUAGUUGCGCUCGCUCGACCGUCCGCCCGCCCUUUUUUUUCUUUCUCCCUCAGCUUCGGCUUCUUCGCGGGGCGCGGGCCCGUUCUCCGCCGGCCAUGGCGAUGGACACCAGCGGCAAGGAGAAGGAGGCGCUGCAGCUGCUCGCCGAGGCGGACAAGAAGGUCCGCGGCUCCCAUGGCUUCUUCUCGGGGCUCUUCGGAGGUGGUUCCUCCAGGAUUGAAGAAGCAUGCGAUAUCUAUGCCAGAGCGGCUAAUAUGUUCAAAAUGGCCAAGAACUGGAGUGCUGCUGGCAAUGCAUUCUGUCAGGCUGCUCAGCUCCAUCUCCAGCUUCAGAACAAGCACGACGCAGCUAUGAGCUUUGUGGAUGCUGGCAAUGCUUUCAAAAAGGCUGAUCCUCAAGAGGCCAUUAAUUGUCUCCUUAGAGCUAUUGAGAUCUACACAGACAUGGGGCGUUUCACCAUUGCAGCCAAGCACCAUAUAACCAUAGCUGAGAUCUAUGAGACUGAGCUGGUGGACAUCGAAAAGGCAAUCGCUCAUUACGAACAAGCUGCAGAUUAUUAUAAAGGUGAAGAAUCAAACAGCUCUGCCAACAAAUGUUUGCUGAAAGUGGCUACCUAUGCAGCUCAGCUGGAGCAGUACCAAAAAGCUGUUGAAAUCUACGAGCAGGUGGGGACCAGUGCCAUGGACAGCCCCUUGCUGAAAUACAGCGCAAAGGAAUACUUCUUCAAAGCAGCCCUCUGUCAUUUCUGCAUUGACAUGCUCAAUGCCAAGCUGGCUGUACAGAAGUACGAAGAGAUGUUCCCGGCUUUCUCGGAUUCCAGGGAGUGCAAACUGGUUAAAAAAUUGUUGGAUGCUCACGAGGAGCAGAAUAUUGACAGUUACACUGAAUCAGUGAAGGAAUACGACUCGAUCUCUCGCCUGGACCAAUGGCUGACUACCAUGCUUCUGCGCAUCAAGAAAACCAUACAGGGUGAAGAGGAAGAUCUGCGUUAAAAAAAAAA